This is a messenger RNA of Hippocampus comes (tiger tail seahorse), 1877 nucleotides long. RefSeq names its product PH domain containing endocytic trafficking adaptor 1 (gene pheta1). The transcript has 3 exons. Gene Ontology annotation, cellular component: early endosome; trans-Golgi network; recycling endosome. The record is from RefSeq and is a predicted model, not a curated record. Lineage: Eukaryota; Metazoa; Chordata; Actinopteri; Syngnathiformes; Syngnathidae. The coding region runs from base 288 to 1163 and encodes 291 amino acids. Gene Ontology annotation, biological process: receptor recycling; retrograde transport, endosome to Golgi; endosome organization.
GCGGUCCACCACCUCUCCUGCGGGUGCGCUCGUUUUUAAGUACCGUCCAUCUGUUGUGGACAUAUAAAUGAAGCCCACUCAGAAUCCCCGCCCAACUGGCUGGCUGCGUGAAACCAACACUAGCGCUCCUUCUGUAGGUCACGUGACAUGGGAAAAAUGGGAGAAAGAGGGCAGCUAGAUGGACACCGCUAUGAGGACUUGUUCCAGAACAGACAUCAAGACUCCACCGGAUGUGAUUGAAAAUUGCCUGAAAAGAUGAAAUACGAGAUGUGGACGCUUGGAAUGAAAUGAGCAGGCGGAAUGGAUGCAGGAGACCACGUACACAUGAAAUAAUCAUCCGGCGAGCGAGAGAAAGAGGAGUGACGAUGAAAUUGAACGAACGCAGCGUGGCCCACUACGCCACGUGCGACUCGCCGCCCGACAAGACGGGCUUCCUGUUCAAGAAGGGCGAGCGCAACACGGCGUAUCACCGCCGCUGGUUCGUCCUCAAGGGCAACAUGCUCUUCUACUUUGAGGAGCGUGACAGCCGCGAGCCCAUCGGCGUCAUCAUCCUGGAGGGCUGCACCGUGGAGCUCUGCGAGUCAGCCGAGGAGUUCGCCUUUGCCGUCAAGUUCGACUGCGCCCGGGCUCGCGUGUACAAGAUGGCGGCCGACAGCCAGGCAGCCAUGGAGUCGUGGGUCAAAGCAUUGUCGCGGGCCAGUUUCGACUACAUGAGGCUGGUGGUCAAGGAGCUGGAGAGGCAGCUGGAGGAGAUCCAAGAGGCGACUGGCGGAGGCCCGCAGGGCAGGCCCAGGGCAUCCAAGCGAAUGUCCAAAUCCAGAUCGUCCUCGUCGUCCUCGUCCUUAUCGACGUCGUCCUCCAGCUCCGGACAAAAGAACCAUCAGGACGAGGUCCAGCUCUUGUCCGCAGGUCCCAAGGAGAACGGCGUCGCCUGGAGCAAACCGCGCCCCGGCUUGGCUAAUGGUUCCUCUGAUGGGGUGUCCUCCUGUGUGGCCUGGGAGGGCGGGGCUAAUGGGGCCAAGGCUCCCCCGGUGCCUCCCAGAAGAAGAGGAGCGUCUCUGGAGAGCCCCUUCUCCCCCGGCACCGGAUGCUUUUCCAAGCUCCACGACUGGUACGGACUGGAGGUGGAGGAACUGAGGGCACAGUGGCUGCAGAGUCAGUGAACCCACGGAGACGGGGUCAAGUUCUCCAAAAAUAAUUCAUUCCGUUGUGGUUCCGUUUUCCAGGGUCAAGGCGGACACUGGAGAGCAUCCCCAAGGACUUGCUGCUAAAAGCAGACUACACCCUGGAAUGUUUGAAAUGAUCAUCACAAGCCACUUUUCAUAGACUGUUCGUAAAAGUUGUUUUUUCCCCCAUUUUGCCAAAAAUGGAGGGAUGAAGUUGACCCCUAAGGCACAGACACAAAAUGAUUUGAAGUCAACCGAGCAAUUUUCACCUUUUGGAGGUGGUAGCCAGUUUCACACCAACUGUGCAUUUUUCUGACUUUUCAUGUUCUGGAAAAGGAGACAAAGACAAUCUAGCUUUUUCCACACCUUUGGAUGUAGCAGAAGGCAUUUUUGCCUUUUCCAAAAUCAACGUUUGGUACAAAUGGCGCCACGACAGAACGGAGAUAGAAAGUCGACCCACAUUUGACAGUAGUAGCCAGUUUUACACCAACCGGAAAAGCAUUUUUCCACCUUUUUUGUGUCACUGUUCUAUAGAAACAGCACAGACACAGUGGAGGCGACAGGGCAAAUUUCUGCUUUUGUAGGUCACAGCCACUUUUAUACACGGGGCUGUAAAAAGCGUUAUUUUCCUCAAUUGGUUGUGGUGCUGUUGUAUAGAGACGCUGCCUGUAAUGAAGUUUGCAAUACUGGGACCACUGUGUUGAAGUUUAA